AUGUCGGAAAUACGAACUCCAAAGAGCGGUAAAGCCAAACGUGCAGUCGCGUCGCGAGCUCCUAAGCCGAUUGAAAAUGGGAAGAAGACGUUGAUACUUCAUGGAACGAAGACAAGUGCUACUCUUAGCUCUGUAUUGAUGGAACUGUACCGUCUUAAGAAGGGAGGUGCCAUUAAAUACUCGAGGAGGAAUGAGAACAUUAGGCCUUUCGAGAGUGGAGGUGAAACUUCAUUGGAGUUCUUCUCUCUUAAAACAGAUUGUAGCAUGUUUGUGUAUGGCUCUCACACAAAGAAAAGACCUGACAAUCUUGUACUUGGAAGAAUGUACGAUCACCAUGUCUAUGAUCUUAUAGAAGUUGGGAUAGAGAACUUUAAAUCUCUUCUAUCGUUUUCCUAUGACAAGAAAAUAGCACCUCAUGAAGGAUCAAAGCCUUUCAUUUGCUUUACUGGAGAAGGGUUUGAGAAUGUACAAGAGCUCAAGCAUCUAAAAGAAGUCCUGAUUGAUCUGUUUCGAGGCGAGGUUGUGGAUAAUCUAAAUCUUGCUGGAGUAGACCGUGCUUAUGUAUGUUCAGCUGUAUCCCCAACUAAGGUUUUCCUUACUCAUUGCGCAAUAAAGCUUAAAAAGUCAGGGACAAUCGUGCCUAGAAUAGAGCUUGUUGAAGUCGGUCCUUCCAUGGACUUGGUUAUCCGGCGGCAUCGUCUUCCCGACGAAGGCCUAAUGAAAGAAGCAAUGAGAACAUCCAAAGAUAAGCCUAAGAAGAAGGUUAAAAACGUUACUCAAGAUCCAGUACACGGGAAAUCCGGGAGGAUUUAUAUUCCAGAUCAGGAGAUUGGAGAGAAACCAAUGCCCGAUAAAUCCAAGGGAUUGAAGAGAGAGCGUAGAGAGGCAAAGCUCAAGCAUAAGGAAGAAGGGUCUGCUUCAAAAAAGAAGAAAGCUUCUGAGUAA
Messenger RNA from Arabis nemorensis, 945 nucleotides. The record is from the annotation of a GenBank genome assembly. Lineage: Eukaryota; Viridiplantae; Streptophyta; Magnoliopsida; Brassicales; Brassicaceae.